GCUUAACUGUAGAUAGUAACUGUCAAAGUUUGUUUACAAAAGCUUUCCUAAAUCUUUUUAUGUAAUUUGGAUCACAAAUUUAAUCUAUAAUUGGAAAGACCUAAAUAAUGUUGGACGGCUGGUAUUGUCGGACGAUGGCUAAUCAGCAAGCCACAAUGGAGCAGAACGAAAAUGACGUCAAUGACAUUGAGGAGGGCUCCAGCGACGAGGAGAGCGUCAAUCAGCAUCAGGCAGUGGACUUUAAGGCUCAGUAUCAGAUCCUCAAGAAGAAAUUCAAGUUUCUCAUCUAUGAAAAUGAGUUUCUGCAGGAUUCCCUGAGAAUCACACAGAGACGUUAUCUCAAAGCUUCUAGGGAUAAAUCCUUCCUUCUGGACAAACUCUUGCAAUACGAGAAGCCAGAAUUGACAUCUUCAGAAAGUGAAGAGACUGAAACAUCCGAUGACGAAGGCACAAGAUCUGACCAAGUGAAGAGGAAGAAACUUGAUGGAAUUAGCAGCGGAACAAACUCUAUACAGUCAAGAAAUUCCAAUGUUCAGCCAAAGAGGAAGAAAGCAGUGGUCAAAAAGCCCCAAGUUCAUGUGAGAAAAUCAUUAAGUGAAGCAAUAAGAUUGCUUUUUACGGUGAAGGUAUUUUUCCAGAUUACCGGAUCGGCUCCUAAUCUCCCUUCGGAUGGACAUAUGACUGCUGAAGAGAUAGAACGGCAUCUGCAAUCGAGGCAUUCACUGAUGGAAUUGCUUCCGGAAAGGGCUCCGCCGACAGUUCCCCAUGAAAUGUUUAGCAAUGAACCUUCCCUUGACAGUGAAUCUAAUGAAUGUGGCAUUGAGACAUCUCCCAGCAAUAUUGGCGAUAUCGAUUAAAGUACAAAUUAUGCUAUUUAUUUGGAAUAAAAUCAACUUUUUCAUGUCGGUAGGAAAUGUC
This is a messenger RNA of Phlebotomus papatasi, 918 nucleotides long. RefSeq names its product INO80 complex subunit E. Gene Ontology annotation, cellular component: nucleus; Ino80 complex. The coding region runs from base 108 to 857 and encodes 249 amino acids. The record is from RefSeq and is a predicted model, not a curated record. Gene Ontology annotation, biological process: chromatin remodeling. The transcript has 4 exons. NCBI's taxonomy places the organism in Eukaryota, Metazoa, Arthropoda, Insecta, Diptera, Psychodidae.